AUGUCUUCCCCACACAAUCCAGCGAGCAAUUACUGGGGGUGUUUGAUCCGGGCAGACAAGAGCGCCACUCCUCUGUUUGAACAGCUCUGCCUGGGGAUCGCGAAAUUAAUAACAGAACUCCGACAGCCGAGUACGGAAGAUCUUGCCCCGGAGAAUCUGGCCGCAUUUUACCGUUUGGUCGGGGGAAAUUAUGACAACAUCUUCCUGCAUACACCCCACGAGUCUCUAUCAUUCAUAUACCAGUCUUUAGGGUGCUUUCAUACCCUCCAACCCACGCCAGAUCCCUUCAAACCCCCGUCCAUUCCAGCACUCCGCCCGCAUGGCUUCGUCCGCUGGCAGACGAUCCAGCUCCUUCUAUGUCCACACGAGCAUAUGUUGUUCCUGCAAAGAGCAGUGAAGAAGUUUGACAUUAUCAACCCCUCGGGUGGAUGCGUAUUCCCGAAGGUUAUUCCAAGGGAUUCGUUCCCUUCCAAACCCGACCCGGAAAUGGUGCAGUGGCACGAAACCGUCAGCCAGAAAUUGGAAGACGAAUAUAAUGCGGAAGAACAGAAGGCCUCGUCACGGUUUUCUGAUCGUGAUUCACAAGGCCAUAAAGCGGGUCCCAAGUCUUUAGAUGGCUUCGCGCCAGACGAAACACCUGACUAUUUCUCUCGUCGGGGAAGCACCAGCCAAAGACCAUCCAAUUACUCCAGACAUACACCACCGUCGGAACCUAAUCCCGCUUACAACGUGCGUGUUCAUAAACGAUCUGUGCCAGAAUUCACCUCUCCGCUGUCCACGGAACCGGAACUAAGACACGAUGACAUCGAUGAGCAUUCGGCACCGAUAUAUAGCCGCGUCAAACCUCGUAGCAGACCGGCUUCACGGCACAGACGGUCUCGCCGUGGUCGAUCAUUAACACCUCCCCCACGACACCGACAAUUGCCAUCUGAAUCUUCGUCAGAGUCUGAGGACUCCGAGGAACAUGUGCGUCAAUCCAGAUCACCAACCUCCCCCGAGGACGACGAUAACGACGCGGACUAUGAUAGGCUGUUCGCGAGCCGCAAUUCGCAUGCCAGAUGCCACUCACACGACGCCGCACAUUCAUCAAGGAAAAGAUGGAGCCAAUCCCCCACACGCCGCCACCUCCAACGAGAAGACGCCAUCCCACCAGAAGCAUUCCAGGCAUACGAUUACUACUCCCGCAUCCCGAACAGCGCAGAAUUCCGCCCGUACCCCGAUGACCCCCGACGCAUGAGCUCAGUCUCCCACUCCCCCCGAAGACUCAAACAACUCCAACCCCAACCACCAGCCGCUCCCCACCCCCCCGCGCUCCCGAGCGUGAAAUUCCGCGAAUACAUCUUCGACGACGAUGGCAGACACGCCAACUCCGCCCCACCCUCGCCCGUUAACCACCACCCUCACCAUCAUCACCAACCUCUCUACACCCGCACCGCCUCUUCACGAACACCCGCCACAGCACACAACUCAUCCCUCGCAUAUCGCCAAUACGUCCCCAGGAUGGAUACAGAACCGUCCCUCCCAACCCGCUCGCUCUCAGGCAGGCGAAAGGCAAGCGCAAGCGCCAGCGCCGGCAGCCGUAGUGGCAGCAGCUCGGAGCGAGCUCGUGCAUUGUCCAUUGGCGGGAAACCGCUGGCGCAUCUGCGCAUUGAUCAAACCAUGAAGCCCUUGACAAGGCGGUAUUGA
Molecule: messenger RNA, 1686 nt
Organism: Blastomyces dermatitidis ER-3
Lineage: Eukaryota; Fungi; Ascomycota; Eurotiomycetes; Onygenales; Ajellomycetaceae
Exons: 2
Coding region: 1-1686 (561 amino acids)
Source: RefSeq, a predicted model, not a curated record